GAAGAGUUUUGAGUCAACCUUGCUGCUGUUGCGCUGCAUCGAGCUGCGAAGCUAUCGGUUGCUUCAGUUUUCGUCGCAAGAGGGGCAUUAGACCUUGCGUUGAGCCUCCCAAGCGAAAGUUCUUUGGAAAAUCGACCGCGGGUUCCUGAAUCCUUUCUGCAUUGGGGAACACACGCGAAUCCCAUCAGGGAAAUCACGGGCUCCUCUAGGCCUUUCUUUAAUUAUCGCGACUACUCGUCCUGGGCCUAGUCCUUCCCCGAUCAGCGCCAUCUUGUGUUGCCAUCUCCUUGACCUCGUCCUCCAUCCCCUUUGCCUUUGCUGCGUGGUUCUCUUUCUGCAGCCGUCUUGCACGGAGCCCGGUCACUCGUUUGCCUUCACUUUGAUAUUUGACCACUUUCGUGGAUUUCCUUCUUCGAUUCUUCCCUAUAUAAUCCCGCCCCUUUUCUUUUCUUCUGAAUUUCACACUCCUUUACCGCCUUGACGCGAUCGUUUCCUGACACCCGAACCUGUCGUUGCAAGGAUAUUCGGACUUAAGCCAAUGGGAAUGAUAUAGAGACAAGAGGACCGAUACAACAUGACAGAGCGCUUAAACGACCUCGCGUGCUAGAUCGAUUCCCCCAGCUGCGGUCAAUUGAACCAUCCCGAACUUCCAGCAACACAGCUCGCCGUUCGCGCGAGAAGAUUCAGCGCCAUGUCCGGCACCUGCAUCUCGCUGUCAGGCUCGACGCAAUGCGCCGCCUUUAAUGUUUCCUCUAUUUCCACCAACCCUACUCUUUUCACUGAUUUUCCUUUUCUACGAAAUGUCUCAAAUCUGGAAGAUUUUGACCGUGAACUCAACAGUUACGUACUGGGAUCGUAUGUUGAAAGCAAAUAUUCCGUCUUUCUGGGUUGCCAAGGGAUCGACCUCUCCAACACCAGUGACUACUAUGCACGCUACACCACAAGUACCAUAUGCAAUGGACUAGUGCAAAGGUCUGGAGAUGACUGCGAGCUCUCGGAGGACCAGCUACGGCCUCUCUGCGCCGAUGAUUGCGCGUUGAUGGCUAUAAGCGAGGGAGAUAUUGUGGUUAGCGAUGAGCUCUGCCCCAACAGGCGGAGCGACUAUGAGGACCAGAUUCGGUCAGAUUUCUCGGUCUGCACGGGACCGGUGAAAGCUCUUUCUGGAACAUGCAUUUCGGCCGCCGACAAUGAGCCCAGCGAAUGUGGCUAUCGAAACAACGUCAUUGGACUAUGCAGAUUUUGCCAAUAUAGCACCGUCAAUGCGACUGAUUCCUGCUGCGUAAAUGCGAAUGCCUCAAGCCGAUGCGAGAAUGUUGAUAUUCCCGACUCCUCAAUAUCCUUUGUUCCCACCUUUACAUCAACAUCCGACCCAACUGCAGACGAUGACUCUGGCGACGGCUUAUCCGGUGGACAGAUAGCCGGGAUUGUGAUAGGUGCCGUUGCUGGAUUUGCUCUUUUAGCCGCGUUGAUCGCCUUUGGUUUGAUCUACUUUUACCGACGAAGACGCGGGGCCGGAGAUGACAGCUCCUUGAACAAACCCAAUCCGCAAAGGAAAGGCUCUCCUAUGCAGCAACCUGGAACUCAGCCCAAUUUUGCCGCCGCCCCUGGACGUGUCGCCCGCAUGUCUGCUUUGCGCGAGGUUCCUAGUUCCUCCCCAGGCCGCUCGCGUAACUCUACAAACUUCUUUGGAAGCGCCAAAUAUAGUGACUCCUCCGACUCCGAGGGCUUUGCGAGCCCAGGAGCAAUGAACAAGAAGAUUCCACCUACCACCGGAAAGCGUCAAGGAUCCCUUUCCAGCAACUCUGUACUAGCGGGUGCGGGUAGCGACACAUCUCCUCGAUCUGGUACCAUCGGGCAAUACUCCUCUCCAGAAGGAUUGACCAGUGGUCAAUCGGAGCAACUUUCCUCUUUCCAGGACUAUUAUUCGCAGGACGACAUUCAUCCCGGCGACAAGGUUGCAGUGCUAUGGGCGUACCAACCGCGAGCUGGCGACGAGUUCGGCCUAGAACGUGGCGAGAUGCUGAAAGUGAUCGGCAUAUGGGACGACGGAUGGGCAACAGGAGUUCGCGUGCCCGAGAGUGCGGAAGAAUAUGAGGCUAGACAUCGCGAACAGCGCGACAGUGGUGUUUCCAGUGGUUCGCAGAGAACGUCUCCAGCCCCGAGCGGCGAAAUCAAGGCGUUCCCCUUGGUUUGCGUUUGCCUUCCCCAGCACUGGAGCAAGAUCAUUGAUGGUGGACAAGGCGACGAUAGUCCCUGAACACCAGCAGAUAAACAUGCUUCUUUUCCUUGCUCAGAGCAUCCUGUUUACGCCUUCAUGAUAACGCCUUUUGCCCUUGUCUAUGAUUUUGCGCAGCAGUGUCCUCCAUUGUCCAGUUGGGCCGGUUUCUCUCACCUGACCGACAGAACUGCCUUUGCUGUCAAUAGGCAGCGAGAUGCCAAAUCUCGCGGUCUGCCUCCAGCAUGAUCACCGGUCGGCCACCGUCCACCGUCCUCAAUAUCCCCUGGAUGUGUCAGAGACGUCGUUUUCUUUCCUAGCGCCUACUUUAUAUACCCACUUCUUAUGCGGUCAAUAUGCUCUUCUUUUGUUAGACAUGCCAUUCUCGCGGUACAUCUUCAAUCCGCACUCUCAGCACGGCACGCGCUUGAAAUCACCGAUCUCGUGCCCUGAUGCGCAUCAUUCCAGAGAGGACUUUCUAUUCAUCAGAUAUCAGUGGCAAUUUUUCCGCCUCGAUCUUGUCCGUUACCGCUAUAAUUGGACUUCUUUCGUACAUAUUGAUCUGUGUACGCAUGCUUAGCUUUUUAGACCUGCAAUCAAAGAUUAUUCAAACUUCGGUCAAUCUGACCGCUCAUCCCGCACAGUAACGUACU
Messenger RNA from Aspergillus calidoustus, 2868 nucleotides. The record is from the annotation of a GenBank genome assembly. Lineage: Eukaryota; Fungi; Ascomycota; Eurotiomycetes; Eurotiales; Aspergillaceae.